AUGAAAAAAAGACUUUUGAUCUUGUUACUCCUGAUGAAUUACUUCUUUAACUCUGAAGGAAGGUCUCCUGGAGUUGUAAUUAUUGGAGCAGGUGCAUCAGGAGUCGCAGCAGCAUCAAGAUUACUUGAGAAUGGAUUCGACAAUAUUACUAUCCUUGAAGCGGAAAAUCGUAUUGGAGGAAGACUUCAUUCUGUUAAAAUAGGUGGAUAUUUGGUCGACCUUGGAGGUGAAUGGGUUGUAGGAGAAGAAGGUAACGCAGUAUUUGACCUAGCUGAUCCGUUGGGUCUUCUUGAGAAAUGUUCUGGAUAUAAUGCGUGGAAUACAACGGCAAAACUCUUCGGAUCUUCUGGAGAAGAAAUCCCUCGAGAUGUCGCUAGUGGAUUGGUGCAAUAUUUCAAUAAAGUCAUGGAAGAAAUAAAUUCUAAGGAUGAGAGUGAUGAUGUAAAAGCUGAAAACCUUGGUCAAUAUUUCGACCCUAGGCUGGAUAAAUACUUUAAAGAUCAUCCAGAAAUAAGCCCUGACUUACAUGAGCCUUUAAAGUAUUUGCUGAAUUUGUUGGACAAUGUACACGAUGCUGGCAAAAGUUGGUAUGAGGUUUCUGUAAACAGUUUAUUGAAGCUAAUAGCGAUUGAUGGAGAUCAUGCUAUUAAUUGGAAAGAACGAGCUUACAGUAUGCUUUUCGACUUACUUAUGAAAAAAUAUCCGAAUCCGGAAGAAGAAUUACCUGUGAUGGAAAAAACAAAGCUUAAUACGAAAGUUACUGAGAUAAAAUACGAUGAAACUUCCGUAAAAGUGAUGACUGCUGAUGGAGAAGAAUACGAGGCUGACCACGUCAUAGUUACAGUGUCUCUGGGGGUUCUUCAAAAACAUAUGGACACGCUGUUCAAUCCAAAAUUACCUGAGAAGAAAGUUAAUGUUCUAAAGAAUCUUACCUAUGGGCAUAAUGCUAAAAUAAUUAUUUACUAUGAAGAUCCUUGGUGGCUUGAAGACCAAACUUACAUUCGGGGGAUAUACUGGACGGAAGAAGACAGAAAAGAGUUAGAAAAUGAUCCUCUAAGAAAGUGGAUGCUUAGUGUAUCGGUGGGAACGAGGAUCGAGCAUAAACUAAAGUUGCUUAAGACUUGGGUGACUGGAGAAUACGUGACAGAAAUGGAGCUGGUUCCUGAAGAACUGUUCCAAGAACAAAUCAAGGAGCUUAUCCAAAGGUUCUUUGGACAAGCUUACAAUAUCACUGAGCCGACGGAGAUAAUACGGAGUAUGUGGAACACUAAUGAGAACUUUCUUGGUACCUAUCGGACUGCGGGGUUACCUGAGGAUAAUGUUAUUUCUUCUGAAGAAAUAAAACCUAAAAUUGUAAUUAUUGGUGCUGGUGCAUCAGGAAUCGCCGCAGCUUCAAGAUUGCUUCAAAAUGGAUUUAAUAAUAUCACAAUUCUCGAAGCGGAAGAUAGAAUUGGCGGAAGAGUUUAUUCUGUUAAAAUAGGUGAGUACUUGGCUGAUAUUGGGGGAGAAUGGGUCACAGGAGAAAAAGGUAACGUUGUGUAUGAGCUAGCUCAGCCGUUAGGACUUCUUGAGAAAUCUUCUGAAAAUAAUGAGUGGAAUAUAACGAUACGAUUAUUUGGAUCUUCGGGGAAUGAAGUGAGUCGAAAAAUCGCUACUGAAUUGAUAGAAUAUUUUGAAAAUGUCACUAACUCUAUGGAUUCAAGUGUUGAUUUGAAAACUGGAUCUCUUGGGGAAUAUGUCGAGAUUAAGUUAGAUGAAUACUUUAAAAAUCAUCCGGAAAUAAGCGCAGAUUUACAGCAGUCUUUGAAGAAUUUUUUGGAUUUGACGGAUAUGAUUAACGAUGCUGGGAAAAAUUGGCAUGAAAUUUCAGCAAAAGGUUCUUUACAGUACGAAAUAACUGAAGGAGAUCAGGCUAUUAAUUGGAAAGAAAGAACUUACGCAACUAUUUUGGACAUACUUAUGAAAAAAUAUCCGAAUCCGGAAGAAGAAUUACCUGUGAAGAAUAUAACAAAGUUAAAUACAAAAGUUACUGAGAUAAAAUAUGAAGAAACUCCUGUAAAAGUAAUCACUGCUAAUAAAGAAGAAUACUUGGCGGACCAUGUGAUCGUUACGCCAUCUUUAGGAGUUCUUCAGAAGAAUAUCGACAUCAGACUAUUCAAUCCACAAUUACCUGAGAAGAAAUCCAAUGCAAUUAAAAAUCUUUCCUUCGGAGGUGUUGCCAAAAUAAUUCUUUACUAUGAAAAUCCUUGGUGGCUUGAUGACCCAACUUACAUUCGAGCUAUGUACUGGACGGAAGAAGAAAGAAAGAAGUUGGAAAAUGAUCUUCUAAGAAAAUGGAUGCUUAGUGUAUCAGUGGGGAUGAGGAUCGAGCACAAACCGAAGCUACUUCUUCUUUGGGUCUCUGGAAGCUACGUAAAGGAAAUGGAGUCGACUCCUGAAGCAUUGUUCCAAGAACAAGUCAAGGAACUUAUAAAAAAGUUUUUUGGAAAAACUUACAAUAUUACUGAGCCGACGGAGAUAAAACGGAGUAUGUGGAACACUAAUGAGAACUUUCUUGGAACUUAUCGGUCUCCGGGAUUGCCUGAAGAUAAGUUUGAAACUCCUACUGAAGAUUACGCCGAGCCGAUUUUAAUAAAUGAUAAACCUGUAUUGCAAUUCGCUGGAGAAGGUACUAGUGUUCACUGGGGCAUGGUGACUAUUUAGUCGACCUUGGGGCUGAAUGGGUGUGCACGGAGAGAAAGAUAACGUUGCUUUUGAACUCGCCUGGCCAUUAGGACUUCUCGAAAAGUCAACCGAAAACAAAGAAAUUAUUGGGUUCAAUUUUAGAACUCGCUUAUUUGGAUCUUCUGGAGAAGAAAUACCAGAAACUAUCACAGCUCCGCUAGUUGAAAUUCUUGGAGGAAUAGAUUAUUUAAUUGGUGAUUAAUGAUUAUAUUGACAAAUUAAAAACUGGUUCCUUUGGUGAAUUAGCAGUAAUCAAGUUCUACGAAUACGUGUCAAAUUCCAUCCAGAAAUAACUCCUGAUAAAUACGAACCUCUGCUUCAUCUUUUUGAUAUGAUAUAUGCAAAUGGUGUUAGAGGCCGGAGAUACUUGGCAUGAAAUUUCGGCAGUAGGUACAAGAGAUUACGACGAGUGUGAAGGAGAUCAGGCUAUUAAUUGCGAAAAGAACGAACUUAUGCUACUAUUUUGGACAUACUUAUGAAAAAAUAUCCGAAUCCAGAAGAAGAAUUACCUGUGAAGAAUAUAACAAAUUUAAAUACAAAAGUUACUGAGAUAAAAUACGAAGAAACUCCCAUAAAAGUAAUUACUGC
Cotesia congregata is the source of this 3312-nucleotide messenger RNA. The record is from the annotation of a GenBank genome assembly. NCBI's taxonomy places the organism in Eukaryota, Metazoa, Arthropoda, Insecta, Hymenoptera, Braconidae.